Molecule: messenger RNA, 874 nt
Organism: Cladocopium goreaui
Lineage: Eukaryota; Dinophyceae; Suessiales; Symbiodiniaceae
Source: the annotation of a GenBank genome assembly
CAUGUCUUGAUCGGAGCAAAAAGAGGCUGUGGCUCUUGCAAGACAUUUUCCGCUUGGAGCCAUGCAGAUUCCUGCAGAAUUUAAGUGCUGCGUUUGCCUCUCAGUGCCAGAAGUUCCGAUCAAGUCUGACUGUACUCAUCAUCUAUGCAAGCCUUGCGCACUCCGAGGGUCGCUCGAAAAUUGCCCUGUUUGCAGCCAGAAGCUGGGGCAGGAAACCGAUGAAGCCUUUGCCGCAGAACUGGCGAAGAAGACCUUGCGAUGCACGGCAUGUGAGCAAGACAUACCGCUGUUGGACGCAGAGAGCCAUGGCUGUGGACGGCUCAAGAAAUGCCCCAGGGUCGUGGAAGCUUUUGCUGAAGGGCCAAAGGGCCCCCAGGGGCCUCCUGUGACCAACAGAUCCACCUUCAAGUGCCCGUGGUGUCCAGAAGCGAAUCUCAGUGCCCAAUCCUUGCUGGAGCACUGCAAGACCCACAAGGGCCCCGGCUGUCCUGUCUCUGCGGUGUGUCCCAUUUGUGCGUCGAUGCCGUGGGGAGAUCCAAACUAUGUCUCCCGUGAAUUCUUGUCACACCUGGAAUUGAGACAUCGCUGUGAUUACGCUGUCUUAACAGACUUCGAAGCAGAUGAGGAGGACAUGCUGCGAAAGGCUCUUGAGGCCUCUUGUCAAGACGCCGGUGUGGCGGUUGACUAUGAGGAUGAGCUGCAGAGAGCACUGGAGGAAUCUGCCAGGGAAGCUGGACAUUUGCGCAUGAGCUUUGCACCUAAUGACCCAGAAAGUGAUGAGUCAGCUGAAAGUGAUGAUGAGUCCUGAGCCCUAAAAACACCUGCCGAAAGUGGAAGAAAUUGUACAGAACUACUUCCAGCCGAUCAGCGACUG